Salvelinus fontinalis (brook trout) is the source of this 3424-nucleotide messenger RNA. Its product is annotated as protein-lysine 6-oxidase-like. NCBI's taxonomy places the organism in Eukaryota, Metazoa, Chordata, Actinopteri, Salmoniformes, Salmonidae. Bases 1129 to 2379 code for a protein of 416 amino acids. The record is from RefSeq and is a predicted model, not a curated record. Gene Ontology annotation, molecular function: copper ion binding; protein-lysine 6-oxidase activity. Gene Ontology annotation, biological process: peptidyl-lysine oxidation. The transcript is spliced from 7 exons.
CCCAAAUGAAAGAACAGAGACCGCAAUGUGUUUAUUGCAUAUAAUAACUGCUGCAUAAAUUCAUAUAGCAACGCUUAAAAAUAAGAGCAACACAUUGCCAAAAAAGGACCAAAGGGAAAGAACCUGGAUUUUUUUGUUCAGUUUUGGUUUAUGUGAGUGAACAUCACAAUGACAUGUUUACAUUUUAGAGCUCCUGUGAGAAAGUUGUGCAAAGACCAUUUUGGCACGAUGAGGUUGCACUUUUGUCAGAGGUCAUCCAACAAAGUAAGUGCUAUUUAUCCUAACAUUUGCGUUCCUGCUGAUCUGGCCAAGGAGCUUGUUAUUUUCUUUCACAUACUAUAAGAAAUAGGCCUACUGUUGCAAAAUCAGAAUUGUUUUAAGUAGUCUGACUUUAUAAAAUUGUGCGUGCGUGUGUGUGUUCUCUCCCAGAUGUAUUUCCUGGGUGGGGUAAUCGCAGAAAAGCAUUGUGACUGUGAUUAUGUGCUUAUACUGUGAUGUGCUUUUGCAAGCCCUAAGCAGUCAUUAGCAAAGUCCACACAUCAGUGAUUCCACCUGGAUGACCAAGGUGACAUAGGGAUUAUUUUACUAACUGAGGGACCUGUUGAAAAUGCUUCAUAUAUAAAUAUUUGUAAUUGAACUGUUUAGUUAGUUAACAUAUUUAGUUAGUAGGCUACACAUCUGCAACUCAUGUUAAUUACACCGCACAUGUCUGACAGUUAUAAUAACGUCAGACAGAGCAAGAAAAACAUAACACAUGGUUUUAUAUUAUCAAACUCUGGAGUAGACCCAUUAAGAGGGUCGGCGUCAAGUAGCCUAUCCAUCCAGUUGUUACAUGAGCACCAUGCCAUUCUGGGCUUGUCUAACAACGGAAUUAGAAACUUCAUAUGGUCAACUCCUCCUCCUCCCCACUCUUAGCGCAUCUGCUAGGCUCUGGACAGAACGAUGUGAGGUUGCGUGGAGAACAUAGCAAUACUGGUGCAGGUUUUUCAGCAUUUAAUGUAGUGUAAAUUAGACUUACUUUGAAAAGUAAUUAAAUGUACUUUAUUUUCAACGGGAAAAUGAUAUACCACGUAAAGUAAAAUAUUAGUAAUUAUCACUCAUAACCUAUUUAGUUGAAUUAGUUGUAUUAUGGGAGUGCGUUCAUUUGUCACGCUUUAUGCGUGUGCACACGUAUGUUUAUUUGUUUGCAUACCGCAAACUGUCCAAUCUCAGCGGAAUCCACCAGAGACAAGGCCAGGAAAUAACCAAGCCGCAGGUACAUUACGGCAGACAAUACAAUGGGCGCACAACGGUAAAGUUUUUAGCCUUCUGAGUCACGGCUCGGAAUAUCGACCACCAAAGCAAAGAGGCGCCGAUAAAGAGCAAGCCCAGGAGAGACCUGUCACCAUCAUUAGCGAUGGGGAAGCCAACAAACCCUCUGAUUCAUCGAGACCGCUUCCCUCAUCUAUUCACACAGUGUCCAGCGCAGGAGCGCGCCCGCGCUGGAUACCACCUCGAGUUCCAAGGCCCCCUAGGGGACAGGGGCACCAGCAUCAGGAUGCCCAUCCAAUUGGCCAUGCAGAAACGAAGGCAAAUGGCACGACGAAUGGGACACAGGACAAACCGUCCCCAUCGCCGAGAAGAGAAGACAUGAUGGCAGGGGAUGAUCCUUACAACCCAUACAAGACCUCAGAUUCAGAUAAUCCUUACUACAAUUACUAUGACGUGUACGAGAGUCCCAGACGCAGAGAGAGACCUGGAUAUGGCACAAGGUACCAUCAGAACGGUCUGCCUGAUCUUGUGCCAGAUGCAUACUACGUUCAAGCCUCUGCAUAUGUCCAGAGAGUUCCUAUGUACAACCUCCGAUGUGCAAAUGAAGAGAACUGCUUGUCAAGUUCAGCCUACAGAGCAAGAGACUAUGACACCCGCAUGCUUCUGAGGUUCCCACAACGUGUGAAGAACCAGGGGACGGCUGACUUCCUACCAAGCAGACCGCGCUACUCCUGGGAAUGGCACAGUUGUCACCAACAUUACCAUAGCAUGGAUGAGUUCAGCCACUAUGACCUGCUGGAUUCUGGUGGGAGGAGUGUGGCUGAGGGACACAAGGCCAGCUUCUGCCUGGAGGAUAGCUCCUGUGACUACGGCUACUACAGACGCUUUGCUUGCACCUCACACACCCAGGGCCUGAGUCCAGGAUGUUAUGAUACCUAUAAUGCAGACAUCGACUGCCAGUGGAUUGAUAUUACAGAUGUGAAACCUGGGAACUAUGUCCUGAAGAUCAGUGUGAACCCCAGCUAUCAGGUUCCAGAGUCUGACUACAGCAACAACAUUGUGCGCUGUGAGGUCCGCUAUACUGGCAACUACGCCUAUGUGUCAGGAUGUCAUGUCUCACACUAUUAAGAGGGGGAUGUCACUCUCCAAACCACUGAGAAGCAAUUCUGUGAAAACUCCAUAGCAGCAAAUGACAGCCAAUUCCUUGUACAAAUUUGUGGAUAACGCACACAUGGAUAACUGCAAUUAUGUAAAAAUGGCCAUACUCUUACCAAAUUGACAGUUGACCAAUUUCUCCGGUUAAUGUAAAAUUAAAAACUCUAAGGUUUAUUUUAUUCCUAAAUUAAGCAUGUUUUUGUAAAGCCAUUCUGUAUGUUCAAUGAGGAGGGAAUAAAAUCUGGAUCUAAUUACUUGAUAGGUUUAGAAUUAAAAGUAUAGCCUCUAUGUUACAUAGCCUAUAGUUGGUUUUUAAAGGUCUAAACCAAAUACAUUGAAUUUCAGAUGUUAAAACCCCACCAAAAUUUGAAAUGGCUUGUUUUUUACAUAUCGAUACAAUUUUCUUUAACCAUGGCUUUUUUCCCUCAUCGUUGUAUGUGUUUUACAUCAGACAUAUCAUCCCUUUAAUCCAUUCUUUCUAUAAUUAUUCACAUUUGCUUGCUAUAGCUUGUAUGUUUACAACUCAAGUUCAAUGUCACUUUAGAUUUUUUUUAUGACCUUAAGGGGUUGGAAAUUGGUAUAUAUUAGCAGUACACAGAUAAAUUUUUUGUAGGCCCAGGAAUCAACUUCCAAAAAUGAAAUUUUGCAUGAAAUUAGUUAUAAAUAUUCUCUCAGUCCCAUUGCAAAAUGUGUAGAAUUGCAGGAACUUAACUCUAAAAUGUGUCCUCUGUCAAGAGGUGGGCCACUAAAAUGUUUUGCUCACAAGUUGCCCAUCCCUGAGUAAAAGUAUUGCCCAUAUAGUACUGGAUACUGUACAUACUGUGCCUGUGCUCUGAACCAAAUAUUCCAGCAGAAUUAGGAUUCAUUUGUUUUGUGAAAUGCUUUUACUUAUGGUUAGUCUGCUAGCUAUCUCUUUUGUCCUGUUUUGUUUGAUAUUUAUGCAAUGAAAAAGCUCAUAUAACUGCACCGUUUUGAUGUAUUCCAGGAAAUCUACUUGAAUAAAUCAUUGUGACAUUCA